Messenger RNA from Anarrhichthys ocellatus (wolf-eel), 1917 nucleotides. RefSeq names its product glutamate receptor U1. The transcript has 10 exons. Gene Ontology annotation, biological process: monoatomic ion transport. The record is from RefSeq and is a predicted model, not a curated record. Gene Ontology annotation, cellular component: membrane. Lineage: Eukaryota; Metazoa; Chordata; Actinopteri; Perciformes; Anarhichadidae. Gene Ontology annotation, molecular function: ligand-gated monoatomic ion channel activity; signaling receptor activity. The coding region runs from base 146 to 1531 and encodes 461 amino acids.
UCCUCUGCACACACCACCUCCCCACUGCCCUCCUGCAACACUUGUGAAGUUCUUACACAUUUUCCUGGAGUUGUCCCUCACACAAAGGUUUUUAAUCGCAGCUGACAUAACUGAGGAUCCGUGUCGUUUUCAGAGUUGUGGAAACAUGACGGGCUGCGUGCCGUUGGUAUUCUGUGUAGCAGCCCUGACUGCAUGGAGAGUCACUGCAGAUGCCAAGGAGUUAUCCAUCACCACUAUAAAGGAAGAGCCGUACACCAUGAGCCGCGGCUCUGAGCUGGAGGGCUACUGCAUCGAUCUGAUCUCUGAGCUCUCCAGGGAGCUGGGCUUCCAGUACAAACUGAACCUGGUGAAGGAUAACCGCUACGGAGCCGUGGACUCCAGCGGCACCUGGACCGGCAUGAUAGGUGAAAUCAUCAGAGGGGAGGCCGACCUGGCGGUGGCUCCGCUGACCCUCACUGCAGUCAGAGAGAUGUUUGUGGACAUGAGCACCCCCUUCAUGCAGACGGGAAUCAGCUUCAUCAUGCGCAGAGACUCGGCCUCCGAAGAGAGCGGCUUCAGUCUGCUGUCGCCAUUCUCCACCGACAUGUGGGUCGGCAUCCUCAUCGCCUUCCUGCUGACAGGUCUCUGCAUAUUCCUGGUGGGCAGGAUCAGUCCCACUGAAUGGGCUGAGCCUGACACAGAGGAGCACAGCUUCACAUUGCUGCACAGCUUCUGGUACAUCACAGGAGCUCUCACCCUGCAAGGUGCUGGUCCUCACCCCAAAGCUCUGUCUGGACGUCUAGUCAGCGCCAUCUGGUGGAUGUUUGCUGUACUGCUUCUGGCCUGCUACUUUGGCAACUUCAACUCCAUGUUGCACUCCAACAACAAACACGUCUCCAUCAAGACUUUCGAGGACCUCGCGAACCAGGACGUGAUGGACUAUGGCACCGUCGAGGCUGGAUCCACCAUGUCUUUUUUUAAGAAUUCCAAGAACCCCGUAUACCGGCGCAUCUACCAGCACAUGGAGCGCAAGAAGAGCUACGUGUCCAGCAUGGAGGAGGGCGUUCGCCUAGCUGAGGAAGGAAACUUUGCCUUCAUCGGUGAGGCCGUGUCCUUGGACUUGGCGGUGGCUCGCCACUGUCAGCUGAGCCGCUCAGAGGAGGCCAUCGCUAUGAGAGCCUACAGCAUCGCGGCACCUCUGGGCUCCCCGCUGGUCAAAAACCUGACCCUGGCCAUCCUCAAGCUCAGUGAGUCCGGUGAGCUAACAUAUCUGCGGCAGAAGUGGUGGGCCAGUAGCUGCGCAGCUGCCGGCAAUGCCCACACCUCCGAGGCCCUGCGGCCUCACGAUCUGCACGGCCUCUUCCUCCUCCUGGGCCUGGGACUUGGCGUCGGGCUCCUGCUGGCCCUGCUGGAGCUUGUAUCCAGGGCCCGCAACCAAGCUAAGGAUGGCAAGAAAUCGUGCUGCUCGGUGUUCACAUCAGAGCUAAACCGGCGAUUUGGCAGCAAGGGGAAGAGUGAAGAGCAAGAGGACUCAGACAAAGGCAAAGCCUGAAGGAAAAGUUUACAUGUUAGCUUUUGAUACAGUAGAUAGUGUCAGAUGUGUCCUGUUCCAUCAAACACACUAACUUUCUCUGUUGCCAUUGUAACAGCUAUGUGCUGUGUGGUCCUGUCAGUGUGUUUUGUACUCUCCUCCAGAAAAGCUUGUUGACCACAUGGGACCACUUAACUAGCAGCUACUGUACAGUGUAUUAGAACAAACCAAGAGACUUAGAGCUUCAAAGUGCAAAUACUAAUCACUGAUUUGUUCAUAGUGUCGUUGCAUGUUAUCAGAUAUCCACAUCCCAUUGCCCUACUUACUUCUUCUUGUUGAACUAUAAUGGUUUCAUAACAAGCUUAUAUUUGCUUGUAUGUUCUAAAUAAAUCACACAAUACACAGAA